GACCUUUUCUAGGAUGUGAUUCGUUAAAGAUCUGCGUUGCCAAGACAUCACUAACAGUUUACAAAUAUGUCGAUUUUAUAAUCUGAAGUUAACCAAAUGGCUCACGUGGUUGAUCUAUUCUUUCCUCCGUCCAUUUCACCGCAGGUUUCAUGUGUUUUACUGUUAAUUUCCUUGGCUCACACUCAAAACAUUGUCGUUUUCCAGCCGUCAUAUCUCACUGCAACUGGACCAAUGGUCACCGCACUUUUGCUCGGAAACACGUCAGACAUCUCUCUGAGUCUGAGGACGGUAUUUCCAUCCAAUACAACAGGAAGCAUUGGUUCUCCAUCAUGUGUAGCUGAGGUUACACAGUGGGUGCUCACAAGGGAGCAGGUGGGAAAGACUGCAGUUCAAGUUCAGCUGAGACUGGAUAAGAGUCUGCGUUUGUGUGGUGAGAAUGAGACGGACACAGACUGCUGUCCAAAGCCACUGUGUGUCCUGGAGACCCUUCAGGUGUCUGCCUGUGUGGGCGGCAUACCUCAGGCAUCACUGCUGAUCCAGGCCAAGAUACAUGCCCUGUUGGUUCCUGCUAAUGUUGGAUCUGAUAAUAAAACAGUCAUUCCAAACCAAGUGUACCAACCACUGGGCUCUUGUCCCUGUGAUCUCACAUAUAAAGCAUGUGAUGUACGCUGCUGCUGUGACAAGGACUGUUCCAUUGAAGAUUUGAAGCUGUUUGUGUCCCACUGUCUCCCAGGGCCUUUUGGUGGACAGGUCUCUCCUGCUUCAGAUUAUCAGUGCUCCGUUCAGUCCUCUGAUGACUCCCCGGAUUGGUUUCCAUUUUUAUGUGUCAAUUCUCCACCUGAAAACAACCCUUACCUUGGACUCUUUUACCAGGGAGACACAAUUACAUCAAAGCCUGGCCCAUCCUUCCAAAGGCCUGUUUUGUCCGCUCCAGUGCCAGUUAAUGUUUAUAUUCAAGGAAGUCCCAUUUUUACAUUAAAUGACCAGUACUUCACUAUUCCCCAGGAGGUGCUCGGGCGGUGUGUGAACAGUGCUCCUGUAGCAUUUUUGAAAAAUUUCAAAGUCAAGUGUGUAACUCUGCUACGUUCCUGUCCAACUGGAUCUCCCUUACAAACACUACCAACAGAUUUGAGGAUUAAAGUGAAGAAUGGGCAAGGGGGUGAUGUUGUAGUGGAUGUAAUUGAUGAAGUGGCCAUUAACUUGAGUCAGUUUAUUUCAAGCACAGAUGCUGUUGCCUCUUCAGAUGAAAGGCUGGAAUGUGAGAAUGUGACAUUAGCACUGGAUUACAAAUUCUACUGGAAAGGAAAUGGCAUUACAAGUGUCACACUGACGCACACUGUUGGGACCAUCACUUUAAGUAGUAGUGUGGCGUUAACUACAAGGUAUUCUGCCGUGUUUCUAAAUGGAGAAUUCAUGGGCGAGCCCGACUCAGGGAACCCAGGUUAUCAGGUGGGAAGGCCUGUUAUUGCUGGAAUUUUGGACACUUUGGACAAUAAUACAGGCUCAAUACAGAGGACGUCAAUCAAUCUUUGGAAACCAGUGAGUGAUGGAUUCUGUUCCACUGCUGAGAAGAAACCAGUUCUGUUUGGGGAGAAUUCAACAUCAGGAUGUCUGCUACCUGUCAGCCGACAGAAUCUGACUCAGUGUAAUCUCCUGAGAGAGACGGUUUCUUCUCUUCAGGCAGCGUUGAUUACAGCCACAUAUGUGGCAAAGAGUGGAAACCCAGAUCCUCUAACUAUGACAGACUGGGUGAACAUAAGCUUUGUGACACUGAACUCAGCUAUGGAAGACACCACAAGUUCAUGCUAUGGGAUUCCAUCCCACCAGCAUGUCCAUGUUUGGAGUCUUAUCACUGGCAUGGUAGAUGGCAUACCUCAAAGGGAUAUCCGUGCUCUGCAAGUCAGCUACAGUCUGUCCACCUGGGCACUGGAUUGUGGAGGAGGUGAUGUCUCUCCGUGUGUGGACCCAGUGGAGACUCAGUUGUUCCCCAUCACUUCCUCGGUCACUUUUACUGACAUUCUUAUCAACACAGGACCACCAAAAACCAGGUUUCAGAUCAACUUCACAGAGUAUGACUGUAGCAGGAAUGAUGUGUGUUGGCCUGAGCUCGCCUUCCCCAUCACCAAAUAUUACACAGGUGAGCCAUAUUCUCAGUCACUGGCUAAAGGCCUUAUCUUGGUUUUCUUCUUUAUCACUGCCUCGAUUCUUGGGACUCAAUGGAGACAAAUCCAACAGGCGUGGAACUGUGCCGCUCUCUAAAACUCUGAGAAAAAUGUAGAGGAAGACACACAGACUGAGGGAUAAUGGAGAGUGAGAGGCUGAACAAGAUGAUGUAUUUAAAUGUCACUGAAAUGUAACUACACCUUUUUCCAUUAGACAUUCUUUAUAAUAAUAUAGUUUUUACAUGGUUAUAAUAUGUUUGUGGGAAUGUAAAUAGUUGUGUUGGUGCACCAUUUUGUAAUAAAGAUGUUUUUUCAAUUA
Siniperca chuatsi (mandarin fish) is the source of this 2481-nucleotide messenger RNA. It is a transcript of the gene tctn2, whose product is annotated as tectonic family member 2. The record is from RefSeq and is a predicted model, not a curated record. Bases 97 to 2259 code for a protein of 720 amino acids. Gene Ontology annotation, biological process: smoothened signaling pathway; cilium assembly; protein localization to ciliary transition zone. Gene Ontology annotation, cellular component: MKS complex. The transcript has 18 exons. NCBI's taxonomy places the organism in Eukaryota, Metazoa, Chordata, Actinopteri, Centrarchiformes, Sinipercidae.